UUCCGUCGCUCAGUAAUCUUUGCGAUGCAGGCAAGCAGCAACUUUGGGAGCGGGCGGGGCGGCAGCUUUGGGGCGCCGCCGGCGUGGACGCCGCCAUCGCCGCUGGAGAAGGCGUACUAUGACACGCUCUUCGUCCUCGCCGACGAGGAGAAGGCCGGCACGCUCGGCGGGCGCAGCGCAGUGUCGUUCUUCUCCAAGUCGGGGCUCGACAAGACGGUGUUGCGCGAGAUUUGGACCAUUGCCGACGCGCGCCAGACGAGCCAGCUCCUCAUUGGCGACUUUUACGUGGCCAUGCGCCUGAUUGCGAUGGCGCAGCAAGGACAGCCGGCGACGCACCAGCGCUUUCUCGAGCUCGCCCAGACGCCGUUCACGGUCGCGAUCCUUCAAGGUGUACCGCCCCCCGCGAUGCCCGCGCCGCCGGCCGCCGGGCCCUCGUACGCGAUUCUCGACGACGAAAAGGCCAAGUACAAUGGCAUCUUCCGGCAGUACGACACGGACAACGACGGCUUCAUCCAGGGCCACGAAGCCGCGACGCUCUUUCAAAUGUCGGGACUGGACCGCGAGAACUUGCGCACCGUGUGGACCUUGGCCGACCGGACCUCGGACGGCCGCUUGGACGUGACGGAGUUUUACAUUGCGAUGCAUUUGAUUGUGUGCGUCACGAAGCGCAACAUGCCGCUGCCGCCCUCGAUCCCGUACGACAUGGAGCAGUCGUUGCAGUCGAGUGCCAACGUGAACAACGCGACGGCCCCGCGCACCAACAGCUUUGGCGCGCCUUCGGAAUUUGGGCACCCGCCACCGCCACGCACCAAUAGCUUUGGACAACAUGCCUCGCCAAGUGGCUUUGGCAGCAACGCGAUGCCCGGCGGCCUCACGAUGCAGCAGCCGCCAAGUCGCACCAACAGCUUUGGUCAGCCGUCUCCUGGUGGCUUUGGCCAGCCGUCUCCUGGUGGCGUCACCCAACCGCCAUCUCAAGGCAGCUUUGGCCAGCCGCAGUCUCAAGGUAGCUUUGGCGCUCUGACGCCAGGUCGCACCAACAGCUUUGGGCAGCAGCCGCCUCAAGGAAGCUUUGGCCAGCCGUCCCCCGAAGGCAGCUUUGGGCAGCCGCAAGGCAACUUUGGCGCUCUGACGCCAGGCCGCACCAACAGCUUUGGCCAGCCCAACUCUGGGGUAUCCGCCGGGUUUGGUGGUGCGAUGCCGGCACCAACAGCCUUUGGUAGCAACUCUGGCAGCAACGUAAAUGGCCACUUUGGCGACAGCUUUGGCAACAGCGCACACCCUCCGCCGUCGCCAGCUCCGUCUGCGUCGUCCGUCACCUCGGCGUCGCACUUUGGCAGCAACGCUGGUUUGGGUAUGGCCUCGAGCGACUCGCCCCUUGCAGGCUUUGGUAGCAGUUCUCGGCCAACUACCGAGGCGCCUUCCCACUUUGGCAGUAGCUCCAAGCUGCCCGACUUUAGCGAUUUCAACGCUGUGCCUACAAAUGCGCCAACUCCGGACGGCCCCUCGAUGGAUGCGGGCUUUUGUGCCUUUGACAAGGUCCCAUCGUCCUCGUUUGGGUUCCCGUCGCCGACGCCCGACACGACGCCGACCGCAAGUACGUUUGCCGCGUUCCCAGCACCCAGCAACACCUUUGGCGACUUUGGCUCGCCGCAGUCGGCGCCGCCGACCCGGCAACUGUCGAUCGUCGCUGAGCCGCCACGCCGCGCGUCGGUGCCGGUGGACACUGGCUUUUCCAGUCCGAAUCUGGACGAUCAAUUUAGCGGGCUCUCACUCUCGACAUCGGCAUCGACUUCGAACCCCGCUUCGUCCACGACGCAUGCGCCCGCUGGCGUCUCGGCCUCGGCCUUGGCCAGCGCGUCGGCUCUGGACGCAUCGAACCACGCGCUGCAUGCCAACGUGGCAGCGCUGUCCCAGCAACAAGCGCUGUUGAGCCUGGUCGUCCGCAUCCAAGCCCUCGUGGCCGAGCUUGUGCAGCUGACGAUGACGCGCAACGAGCGCAAGAAGGGCCCGGAUCCGGUCGUUGCCGCGUCGCUCCAGCAACUGAUUGACGACGAGCGCGCGCUCAUUCGCAGCACGUCGGCGGCGCUCGAGCAGCUCGAAGCCAAGCAAGUGGCGACCAAGUCGCACGAUCCAUUUGGAUUUGCGUCGCCUUAA
Molecule: messenger RNA, 2154 nt
Organism: Saprolegnia diclina VS20
Lineage: Eukaryota; Oomycota; Saprolegniomycetes; Saprolegniales; Saprolegniaceae
Exons: 4
Coding region: 25-2154 (709 amino acids)
Biological process (GO): endocytosis; endosomal transport
Cellular component (GO): cytoplasm; plasma membrane
Molecular function (GO): calcium ion binding; protein binding
Source: RefSeq, a predicted model, not a curated record